Lodderomyces pseudojiufengensis is the source of this 330-nucleotide messenger RNA. RefSeq names its product translation initiation factor eIF1 (gene SUI1). Gene Ontology annotation, molecular function: ribosomal small subunit binding; translation initiation factor activity; RNA binding. Gene Ontology annotation, biological process: translational initiation. Bases 1 to 330 code for a protein of 109 amino acids. The transcript has a single exon. NCBI's taxonomy places the organism in Eukaryota, Fungi, Ascomycota, Pichiomycetes, Serinales, Debaryomycetaceae. The record is from RefSeq and is a predicted model, not a curated record. Gene Ontology annotation, cellular component: eukaryotic 43S preinitiation complex.
AUGUCAACUAUCCAAAACUUAAACGCAUUUGAUCCAUUCGCCGAUACUGGUGAUUCUGAAGCUCAACCAACUAAUUACAUUCAUAUUCGUAUCCAACAACGUAACGGUAGAAAAACUUUAACUACAGUUCAAGGUGUACCAAAAGAAUAUGAUUUAAAAAAAAUUUUAAAAGUUUUAAAAAAAGAUUUUGCUUGUAAUGGUAAUAUUGUUAAAGAUGAUGAUUUAGGUGAAGUUAUUCAAUUACAAGGUGAUCAAAGAACUAAAGUUUCUGAGUUUUUAACUACUCAAUUACAAUUACCUAAGAAGAAUAUUAAAAUCCAUGGUUUUUAA